UCGGAGCGCAGCACAGGAACAGUGCGUACAGUGUGUUGCAGUAGACACGAGCGCGUCGGAAAACGGAUAAAGCCUGUUACUGAUCGAAAAUUUGCUGAUGUGAAUUCCUGCUCGCCCGUUCACCACUGUCUCAAGGAGAACAGCUCCUUCUGCGUAUUGGUGAAGCUGCCCACAGCACAGGACGCAGGAAAAAACUGAAUUUUUGGAGGAUCUGACACAGAGACGGAGAGUCUGGCUGCGCAUCCCUCAGGAUGAAGAAAAGUAGGAGUGCGCAUGGAGUAACACCAGGUGAUGAAAAUAAGGAGCCUCCUGUGGGACAGUUUUCUGCAGGAAACACUCUCGGGGUGGAGGUGUGCAAAGUCCACAGGCGGUUUUCUGGCAAUCUGCAGCUGCCUCCGUUGUCAUGGCGACAGGCAGAGAAGGAGAGGGAAAGGGGAAGGCCGCUAACACCAGAAGAAGAUCCCGUGACCCAUAGCAGACCCACGAGCCUGCCCAUCGCCUCUCUGCCUCGCAUUGACAUCACACAGGCUGACCCUGACAGUUUUGAAGGGGAGAAUGGCCCAUCAGUGUGCUGCAGCCCAUCAGACCCUCAGGCAUCCCCAGGUUCAGGUCUGGUUCUUCAUCCCAAUUUGGCAGCUUACGGCCAGCGGCGAGAGUCCUUCCUGUACCGCUCUGACAGUGACUAUGAGCUAUCACCAAAAUCCUUAUCCCGAAAUUCUUCCAUCGUUGGAGAAUUACAUGGAGAAGACUUGAUUGUGACACCGUUUGCCCAGGUUCUGGCAAGUCUUCGGACUGUUAGGAACAACUUCACCACCUUGACAAAUGUACAGUGUGUAUCUAAUAAGAGGUCUCCCGCUACAAAUCAGCCCCAUGUCACCAAAGUAUGCCUGUCAGAUGAGUCCUACCAGAAGCUGGCUAUGGAAACCAUGGAGGAGCUGGACUGGUGUCUGGACCAGUUGGAGACCAUCCAGACCUACCGGUCUGUCAGCGACAUGGCCUCCAACAAGUUCAAGAGGAUGCUGAACCGGGAGCUAAGCCACCUGUCUGAGAUGAGCCGAUCAGGCAACCAAGUGUCAGAGUACAUCUCCAGCACCUUCCUAGACAAGCAGAAUGAGUUGGAGCUUCCGUGUCCAGUUCCAAAGCCGAGGGAAAGGAAGAGGAGGCAGGGCCAGCAGCAGCAGCAACAGCAGCAGCAACACGGUGGGAUGAUGACACAGAUCAGUGGGGUGAGAAAAGUCAGCCAUACAUCAAGUAUCUCGGGAGGUGCUGGAAAUCGCUUUGGGGUCAAGACGGACCAGGAGGAAUUGUUGUCAAAGGACCUGGAACACAUCAACAGAUGGGGCCUGAAUAUUUUCAAAGUGGCUGAGCAUUCUCACAAUCGACCUCUCACAUGCGUCAUGUACACCAUCUUCCAGGAGCGAGACCUGAUGAGGACGUUCAAGAUUCCAACGGACACCUUUGUGACGUUCAUGCUGACCCUAGAGAGCCACUAUCACUCCGAUGUGGCGUACCACAACAACCUCCACGCUGCCGACGUAGCCCAGUCCACACACAUCCUCCUGUCCACCCCUGCAUUAGAUGCGGUCUUCACUGACCUGGAAAUCUUGGCAGCCAUUUUUGCAGCAGCCAUUCACGACGUGGACCACCCGGGAGUCUCCAACCAGUUCCUAAUCAAUACAAACUCUGAGCUGGCCCUGAUGUACAACGAUGAGUCAGUGCUGGAAAAUCACCACCUGGCCGUGGGCUUCAAACUGCUGCAGGAAGAAAAUUGCGACAUCUUCCAAAACCUCACCAAGAAGCAGAGGCAGACGCUCCGGAGGAUGGUCAUAGAAAUGGUUUUGGCAACCGACAUGUCUAAACACAUGAGUCUGCUGGCGGAUUUGAAAACAAUGGUGGAAACCAAGAAGGUCACCAGCUCUGGUGUCCUGAUGCUAGACAACUACACAGACAGGAUGCAGGUUCUCCGUAACAUGGUUCAUUGUGCAGACCUGAGCAACCCCACCAAACCUCUGGAUCUGUACCGGCAGUGGACUGACAGAAUCAUGGAUGAGUUCUUCCACCAGGGAGACAGAGAGAGGGAGAGGGGGAUGGAAAUCAGCCCAAUGUGUGACAAACACACAGCUUCAGUAGAGAGGACUCAGGUUAGCUUCAUUGAUUACAUAGUGCACCCUCUGUGGGAGACGUGGGCUGACCUGGUCCAUCCCGAUGCCCAGGACAUCCUGGAUACACUAGAGGACAACAGGAACUGGUACCAAAGCAUGAUCCCCCAGAGCCCCUCACCUCCUUUCUACACCAGUGAUGGAGAAGGAGGACCUCACGGGGAGGUGGAAGGGCGGCCUGUAGCGAGUAAAUUCAAGUUCGAUCUAACCCUGGAUGACCAGGAAGGACAAGGUGAAGACAGUGGAAUGAUGGACACGGCUGACAGUUGUGACAAUGUGACAUUACAGCAUCUUCCCUGUGAUCAGGAAGGGGCAGAAAUGAUGACACAUGACGGCUCCCCGGCGGAAACAUAGCUGAACCGGUGGCGUUCUUGGAGCGUAGCACGUUUUGGUGAAUUAAUUUUAUUGCAGUGGAGCAAUCCUGCAAUUUGGCUCUGGCGGGAGCUGCUUGGCAAAGAGGGCCUGACUGAAUGUGGGGCACCCCUGCGAACGAGGCUUGGAAACCCUGCGGUAGUUUGUCUUUGAGCCCCCCUGGAAGGGAGCUGGAAGAGUGUAGGCUCUGUUCUUUACAGAAGGGACUACUGUUGGACUGCAGAGGCAGAGCCUAACCUGGGUUCUUUCAGACAGAGAAUGUGAAGUGGACGUAUGAAUCCGUGUACUGGGACAAGUCUAAAUUUCAAACUUGCACUUCAGGACAUUUUUUUAAAUGUUCAUUUAGAUUCUUUGUAUCGUGUCGAGAUUGGAUACGACCCUAUAUUGUCCAACCACAGCUACUGGUCAGCGAGUUAUUUGUAACCCAGUAGUGUUUUUUUAACACUUGUCUAAAAAGAGUAGUGUGCCUUUUUUUACAAGUGUGUGUUUUUGUAAGUGUUUUUUUUUAAUAAUUUAUUGAACACAUUCAUGUAGCUGUGUGUCAGAUUUUCUACAAAACGGACAAAGCUGUCUCACACAGUCUUCCUGAUGUUCUGGCAAUAGUAUAAGCUUGUUCUUCACAAAUGGAUGUAUAUUCAAAAAAAAAAAUCAGCUGACUUCCCAGCACACUUUGCACUUUGUGGCACACACAGUUAAACCAAGACAAAGACAGCAUCUGUAACUUAAAGGAGAGACCAUAGCAAGCAUGUCAAACCAAAUAAUUUGAUUUGAUUUAUCCAAAUAAGUAACUGCGUAAGCAAUUAAAUGACUCAUAGGCUAGAUUUCGUAAAAGAGGAAAAACCUUUUUUUUUUUUUUUGUAGAACAAAAACCAAAACUCCAAAGAUCCUGUAAGGAAAGCACUUUGUUGGAUUCACUGCCACCCCUCAAAAGAGUGAUCGCAUUUCCAAAGAGUAACUGGUGUGACAAGUCAAACUUCCGAGCGGCGGCGGGAUUGAUUCCCUCUCACUUAAAGCCAGUUACAGACUAAAUUCUUACUACAAUCUUCCAAGAUUAAAGUGGAAAAGAAAAUAUUUCAUAACCCAGUUGUGUUUAAGCCCCAUCCAGUGUGGAAAAACCGUCUCCGCCCUGUAAUUCCCCUUUUCAUUGCCUCACACAGCACACCUGUUGUGGUUAGCAGUAUUCUCAUGAAUAGGCUGACUCAUUUUGAACUUUGAAUGACUUCAAGGCUGAACGCGCAGUUUCAGAAGACACCUGUCAGUAAUGGAAUAAUUGAAUCUUGUAGUUUUUCAUUGCAGCACUUUGAAUACGUUGACAGUUAUGCAGCUGGUUGAUGAUCUGUCCAAACACUUCCUUAGAGGUACCACGUUGUAUGGUCAUAAUACGGGGAGAUCCGUUUCAUGUUUCACGAUAUGACAUUCUCCUCCUGUGUGUGUGUGUGUGUGUGUGUGUGUGUGUGUGUGCGUGUGAGGAUGCGAGAGUGUAUUUAAGUGGUCACAGAGUUGCACAGUCGUGUUGCACCCAACUGUGUUGUGCUGACCCUUAAGCUGUUUGUAACAGUGUAUUUAUUACAUUUUCUUGUAUAUGUUAAUACUGAAUUGAUAAUAUUCGCUGUAUAUUUGUUAUUUAUAUGCACUACCACGUGUCAAAUGACAGUUUGACUGAACUCGUUUGUUGGUUCAUCCGUGUAUAGCAAGGUAUUUUGCUAUGAGACCAUAGCAUAAAGUUAUGCAGGUCAAUUUUGACGAUUUGAAAAGUAUGUUUCAUUUGAAAUUCCAGCCAGAAGUGUUUGUGCAGUGGAAGCCAGCAGCGCUUCAUACGAGGCGCAGCAGAAGCUCUUUUAGUCCUUUUGUUCUUGGCGAAGGCUGGAUAUUUACUGCAGCAUAAUGUGUACGGUGACAGGUCAUUGUACAGCUAUAAGAAUAUUUGCUGAAAUUUAUACCAUUGUUUCAAAUGUAUUUUUUCAGUGUUUUCUUCACAGUAUACUGUAAAACGGUGUAUGUUGUGCUCAGCAAAUGUUUUCUAUCAGAUUAUUAAAAUGGGCAUGUAUA
Molecule: messenger RNA, 4580 nt
Organism: Pelmatolapia mariae (spotted tilapia)
Lineage: Eukaryota; Metazoa; Chordata; Actinopteri; Cichliformes; Cichlidae
Product: 3',5'-cyclic-AMP phosphodiesterase 4B-like
Exons: 18
Coding region: 252-2513 (753 amino acids)
Biological process (GO): signal transduction
Cellular component (GO): cytosol; nucleus; perinuclear region of cytoplasm
Molecular function (GO): 3',5'-cyclic-AMP phosphodiesterase activity; transmembrane transporter binding
Source: RefSeq, a predicted model, not a curated record